Molecule: messenger RNA, 636 nt
Organism: Peronospora belbahrii
Lineage: Eukaryota; Oomycota; Peronosporomycetes; Peronosporales; Peronosporaceae
Source: the annotation of a GenBank genome assembly
AUGCGGCCGCUACUGCUUCUGUUGGCAGCGCUUGCUAUGGUCCUAUUUAACGACUACAAUACUGCAAAAGCUGCUACUGACGAGACAUUUUCUGACUUUUCAGUAUUUGAUCUACAUGGUCGUCAAGUUUCCAUGCACGAGUUUAGCACAUUUCGAGUUAUUCUCGUGGUUAAUGUUGCAAGUGAGUGUGGAUACACGGACAAGAAUUAUCGCGAAUUACAGAAAUUGUAUGAAAAAUACUACGGUAAAGGGUUCACUGUGUUGGGCUUUCCAUGCAAUCAGUUUGGUGGACAGGAACCUGGUACGGCUGAUGAGAUCAUCAAGUUUACACAGGAAAAGUAUCAUGUUACGUUUCCGCUGUUUUCUAAGGUGGAUGUAAAUGGGGACAAUGCGCAUCCGCUGUUUAAGUUUUUGAAGAAUAAACUUGAUGGACUUAUUACCAACGAUAUCAAGUGGAACUUUACGAAGUUCCUCAUUGUUAAUCAUGAACCGGUUAAGCGAUAUGGCACCACUACGUCGCCAUUGGAGAUUGAGGACGAUAUCGUGCAGGCGUUGCACAGUAGCCACCAUGUGAAUGAGUUUGACGACGGAGGUGCGUCCGAUGGAGAUCAUGGUGACACUCACAACGAGUUGUGA